AUGACCGAGUACGACGACUACGGCAUCCCCGUCGGCGCAUUCGUCGAGCCAGAAGACUUCCGCGGCCAAGCGUGGAGAACAGCGCGAGCAUUCUACCUCUACAGAGUGCGCCCGCUUGCAUGGCAGAGCUACACUGCGGUCAGAAGAGCGGACUGGAGCUUCAGGCGGUGGUUCACGCUCGCGAAUGCGCUGGUGGUGCUGUGGUGGGUUGUAUUGUAUUGGGGUGAGAGGGGGGCGUUUGAUGGGAGUAUUGAGAGCUGUAGCUGGGAUAGGUGGGAGAAUUGGGAAGCUGGCGCAAAUCCCCAUAGACUCAUCUUCGUCGCCGAUCCGCAGCUCAUCGACCCGCAUACAUAUCCUGGCCGCCCAUGGCCGCUGAAUCCGCUCGCGUACAAAUACACCGAUUUGUACUUGCGUCGCACGUACUCUCGCUUGCAGACGGUGCUGUACCCGGAUACGAUAUUCUUCCUAGGCGACCUGUUUGAUGGUGGGAGGGAGUGGUCGACGCGCACGACGAGGUCGCCUGAGGAGCGGUAUCGCCGGUAUGAUGAUAAUUACUGGAUCAAUGAGUACAGACGCUUUGGGAAUAUCUUCUUCAAGCACUGGGGCGAUGCGGGUAUGGAGCCGCGGCCAGGGCAGCCGGGGCGCAAGCUUAUAAGCAGCUUGCCUGGAAACCAUGAUUUGGGCUUCGCAAGAGGAGUUCAGGUCGGAGUCAGGAACAGGUUCAACGCCUAUUUUGGCGACGGGAACAGGAUAGAUGUCAUUGCGAACCACACUUUUGUGUCGAUUGACAGUCUGUCGCUGAACGACCGAAAUGCCAUAUCCGUGAGCGGCGGCUACCAGUACCAAAACGUCCUCAACAAGGAAAUCACAGUCGACGUAGCCAACAAAAUCGGUGACAUACGCUACGCCUUCAGCGGCGACGACCACGACUACUGCGAAGUUUUGCACCGCAGCUAUGCCAGCGGCGGCGGCGGUAUCCGUGAAAUCACAGUCAAGAGCACGAGUUGGGCCAUGGGCGUGCGGCGGCCGGGCGUCGUGCUUGUGAGUCUAUGGAACCCGGUGGAUGCCAGUGGGAAGCCACGCAGUGGCUCUGCAGACGCAACGAUUCGGACGAAACUGUGUCUGUUCCCAGAUCAAAUCGGCACAUUUAUACGCUACGGUAUGCUCUUUGGCCUCACGUUCUUCUUACUAGCCAUCCGCGCGGCGCUGGUCACAACGGGCGUGCUGAAACCGUAUACCUCACCGCCACAGCCAAACAUACUACCAACGACGGCGCAGGACAUCAAAGCCCAGCAGAAAUUCGAAGACAACCCCGCGAUAGAAGAUGAGCUAUCUCACUCCUCAAACUCGAGUACUUCAUCCCAGCACAAACACCUCCUGGCCCGCGCGAAGCCAGCCAAGUAUACGUAUCCCCUCAUUCAGCAUGCGGGGAGUUACUCGCCACCAGAUGAAGAGAAAAGGAGGGAGGUUAAGAUAUAUGGAAGUACUAGUAGUAGUAGUACGAAGAAGGCGGAGAAGAAGAAGGGUGUGGGAUUGUGGAUGUAUGAAAUGAAGUGGACACUGGGCAAGGUGCUGGUUGUUGGCGGGGUUUGA
Parastagonospora nodorum SN15 is the source of this 1593-nucleotide messenger RNA. RefSeq lists its product as hypothetical. Gene Ontology annotation, cellular component: endoplasmic reticulum. Lineage: Eukaryota; Fungi; Ascomycota; Dothideomycetes; Pleosporales; Phaeosphaeriaceae. The coding region runs from base 1 to 1593 and encodes 530 amino acids. The transcript is spliced from 4 exons. Gene Ontology annotation, biological process: GPI anchor biosynthetic process. The record is from RefSeq and is a predicted model, not a curated record.